UCAACUUGAGCUUCAUAUGAACCACAUCAGUUACCAACUGAAUCAAGGCUUGCUGGUUUGUUGUUUUAAAGCAAAGUUUCAGCAAUGCGUAUCUUAAACUCAGACAUAGGGGAAGCCAGUGCAGGGAAUCUUAUCGCUUGGCUACAUUUACACUAAAUAUAGACCACCAAUUAUGUGCGGGGUUUAUGGGCCUCAGGGGAGCACUUGUGAGCAGCAGGAAGAUUAAGAACGAACUACAGAACUGGUAGAAGGUUUGGCUGUAGUUGUCCCUGAGUAGUUAUCUUUUCUAGGAAACCGAGCAGUGGAGGCUCACGUCUUUAGACAAUUUUUAUUUGUUGAAGUGUCCUACUGGUAGAAAAUCAAGCAAUUAUUAGAUGAUGAAAGACUCAGCUGUUAGCAGUGAUCAAGAACACAGAAAAAUGAAACUACUUACGUGUCUCAGUUCCAGGAUCAGAAAAGAAUCUGCCCAGUGGAGCUCGGCAGGAAGGCCAAGCACAAUGACUCAUUCCUCUCAGGAUGCUGGGUCUCAUGGCAUCCAGGAAGAAGGAAGACUCUACGUUGUGGAUUCCAUAAAUGACUUAAACAAACUCAAUCUCUGUCCGACAGAAUCACAACAUCUAUUCUCUUUAGAGGACAAAUUCCCCAAUGCUGGCACAACCCCAGGAAAUGGAAGGCGGGGGCUGUUUUUUGUGGGGCUGCUCCUGGUGUUGACGGUCAGCCUGGCUCUGGUCUUCUUCGCCAUCUUUCUAAUAAUUCAAACAGGAAACCAGAUGGAGGACGUGUCAAGAAGGCUGACAGCUGAGGGAAAGGACAUAGAUGAUCUUAAGAAAAUCAACAACAUGAUUGUAAAGCGGCUCAACCAGCUGGACUCUGAACAGAACUGAAAGGAUUUCCCCCCAAGAGUGGUCGUGGAUGCUGGAGCUUCCCACUUGCUGGAAGUACACUAGGUUAAGGACUGAGAAAGUGCACAUACUAUCCAUUAUACCUCUUGGUUCGAGGAUGGAGAUAACGCCCAGGCAAGGAGUUUAAAGAUGGCAGCUGAAAGGGGUGAACUUGAUUCAGCCUUAUUGACUGCUAGCCGGCUGCUUCUGUUUUGGUGGGGGGUGGCUAGCAUGGAGAAGAGAACUUAGCUCUUUACAUGGGACUCCUUUUUGGAAAUAUGCUUGGUUUAAAAGACUUUGAAUGUUCUAGGGAGAUCUCUGAUGCCUCACGUACCUGUACAGAUUUCCUGCACAAGCUUAAGGAAUCCACCGAACUGUCUCUGUGUUGAGGGGAACCGGGUGCUCAGGCUUUUCAGUAGCGUACAUUCUUCUUUUCGGGUGACACACUUUGACAACAGCUUCCGAGCGCUCUUCCUUCGGUGAUCGCUGGAGAAAACAUGGGGAGCAUGAUGUACGUGUGGUGAAGCUGAGGGACAAGAGAGAACGCCUGCUGUAUUCUACUACUGUUUCCUGAGCCUCUGCUUUGUGAAAAUCAUCUGACUCUAGAGUUCCUACCAUACACAUGUGCAAAGAGGGAAUUAUGUCUAUUAUAUAUAAUCUAUAAGCCCUGCUAGCUUCGUUAUGCAAAAUAAAACAAAACAAAACAUCAAAAAACAAAAACCCUUGGUACCCUGCUCAUGGCUUUGGAAGAAAGUGGUUAGGUUUGCGUGGUCUUUGCUAAAUUAGAGUAGAAAACUGUGCAUUUGGAAGCUUCCUUGUUUUAGCAAGAAUAAAGUAUGCUAUAUAUGCCAAGAUUGAGGCAAAAUAGGUGCGUUUAAAAGCAUGAAUUUUUAUUUAAUUAAAAUACACUGCUAUGAGUCAGUUGAAGAAUUAUUGAAAUUUUUGUUAUUUUGGUUUAUUCAAAAUAUUUGAAUUUACUUGAAAAUGAAGCAGAUGCAGAGCCACAUUUUGAAUAAUAAUAGUUGAUGAAAUAAACACAAAGAACUUUACUUCUAUUUUAAUUUAUUAUUAGUUUUUGCACUAAAGUAUUUAUAUUGCAUACUUUUCUUAAAAUUGAUCAAUAUGCAGAACAUCAAAAAUAUAAAAUUUGUGUUUACUGGAUCAUAUUGAUCUGUUAUGGCAAAUUCUUGUCAUAAGGAUUUAUUGGAAAAAUAUUUCAAAAACCAGGAGAUCUGAUACCAAAGCUCCAAGUAAACACUCAUUUCUUUCUGCUUAUCCUAGGACAUUUUUGUCUUUCUAUGUACACUGUGCAUGUUUUUAUGCUCAGUAAUAAACAGUCUUUAUUCAAAAGCAUUGUGAAUUUUACAAUGUAACCAUUUGAAAAUAAUUUUUUAAAAGUGGGUUCUGGGAUCAAACUCAGAAGUCUUCAUGCUUGCAAGACGAGUUUUGAAGGGCAUGAACACAAUAGGACCUCGUAAGUCUUGGAAAUGUAUUAUUUCUGUAUUUCUGACUGGGGAUAUAGUUACUUUAUGGCAGCAUGUUUAUUUUAAGCUGAGUGUGGUGGUGUAUAGAUGUAAUCCCAGCAUUUGAGAGGUAGAGAUAGGAUCACAGAUUCAAGGCCAA
This is a messenger RNA of Mus caroli (Ryukyu mouse), 2504 nucleotides long. Lineage: Eukaryota; Metazoa; Chordata; Mammalia; Rodentia; Muridae. The record is from RefSeq and is a predicted model, not a curated record.